Molecule: messenger RNA, 4172 nt
Organism: Strigops habroptila (Kakapo)
Lineage: Eukaryota; Metazoa; Chordata; Aves; Psittaciformes; Psittacidae
Product: RNA-binding protein 14-like
Exons: 2
Coding region: 1941-3746 (601 amino acids)
Cellular component (GO): cytosol
Molecular function (GO): mRNA binding
Source: RefSeq, a predicted model, not a curated record
CCGCCGCCGCGGACGGGGCUCCGCACACUCGAGCCCCGUUCGCCCCCUCCCCGGGGCCGCCCCGCAGCCCUCGCCGCUGGCUCGCCGCUCUCCUCCGUCCUCGGAGCCGCUCCGGCCCCGCUCUCGGCUCGGGUGACCCGUGUUUCGUCUGCCCGCCCCCCCCCCCGCCCCAACCCGCCCCCGGCGCGAUCUGGCGGUGGCGCCGCGCACCGAGCAGGGCGCGGGGGCCUCCUGCAGCCCCCGCCGGAGCCGGGCGAGCCCCCCCGGGCUCCCCAGGGCCGAUCCGUGUCCCGUUAACCCCCCCCGGGCGUGCUCGCUCCAGCCGGGCCGCGGCCUCCAUCACCGCCUCUCCCGUUUGCGGGCGGGGUUAACCCGCUGCCGCCUCCGCGGCUCUUCCCGCCGCGGCUGCACCUCCACAGCCCCGCUCCGGCGCGGAGCGAUCGCUCUCCCUGCCGCAGGGGUGGGAGAACCGAAGCACAUCGACAACGCGCUGUAAAACCGCGGCUCCGGGCCCCUGCAGCACCGAGUGCCCGGGCGGGCGGUGUCACGCGGGCCACACGGACCCUCCCCGAGGUCCCUGUCCCCGCCGGCUCCUCCCCGCGGGAGGGUGAUGCUGCUGCCUCUGCUCUCUCGUCCCAGGUCCCAGCUUUCCAACGGAGCCCGUCAGAAACUGCCCCAAACCGGGGCCGGAAGUUUCUGGUGUCCCUUUGGCCGGUGGCCCCGAUUUGUGGGGUUCCCCCAGAGAGGGCUGGGGGGGGUGGGGAGGUGACAUCCCCUCCUGAGGCUGCCGGAGCGGGAUACGUGGAUGUGGGAUGGGAGCCAGGGAGGGCCGGGAUAGCGGAGCAAGGGGGGACGUGCAGGAGGUGGGGGAAGCGGUGCUGGGGGUUAGCCAGAGCUGGAGGUACCGGGAUGGAGUUUGCGGCACCCCCGUGCUCGGGCUGCCCUGGCUGAGCCGUAUGGCAGCCUUCCGGCCACAGGCUGAAGCGGGCUGUCACCGGCGGUGCCGGUCACGGUGCUCCCUGACCCACGGCUGCAGGGGGGACGCCGCAGGGUUGCCGAGAGGAGCCGCUCUUCAGUCCCGUGCCGGCCUCCCGGACCCGUCGUGCCACAGGGAUCCCCCCCGGCUGCUGUGGCGGCAGCUGAACCCCAACCCCAUGGGCCUGGUGCGGGCACGGUGCGAUGGGGAGAGCCGUGCUGGGGGGCGGGCAGGGGGGGAUCUGCUGUCCCGCCGCAGACCCGGCACAGCCGCUCCGGGUCCCGCUUCUCCCACUCCUCGCCUUGCUCUCCAUCUCCUUCCACUGCCUCUGCUUCGGGGCCGCGUCGUGCCGCUCGCCCGGGGGUGCGGUGCCGCUCGCCCGGGGGUGCGGUGCUGCAGGUUGUGCUCGGGUGCUCCCCUUUCCUUCACCCCCUGCCUCUCCCCCUCUCCUCCCCGGCCUCUCUUCUCCCUCUCUCUUUCUCCUGCCAGAGACUCGGUGUCUCGGUGGGCACCGGCCCCCUCUGGCUUUGCUCUGCUUGUCGCCGGGCCGGCCCGGCUGAGCCCCCGGGGCUCUUCGUGCCCACGUGCCGAGGACGGGUAGGGAGGAGCCGUGGUGCCGCAGGGCCGGGUGCUGAGCUCUGGGGGUGCGGGUGAAAAGGGGGGGAAAUGGAGCAAACCAAAGCUGUGCCGGGGUGUCCGGGGGCCACCGGGCGGGUGGCUGGGCACGUUAGGCUGUGCCCACAUUCACUGUGGGGUGGAAGCAAAUGAAGGUGGUUCCGUGUCUGCUGCCUGAGCAGUGGAGCGGGGCCAGUGGAGCCCGUCCCAGCGCCUGUCCCGCUGCUGCUGAGCCGCCAGGGCCCUGGCGAGGCUCCGUAAGCGUUCAACCCUGUAACAAAUUGUCUUUUCUCCCCCCCUCACUGAUAACCCUCUGUCUGCUGCUUUAUCAGACUAUGCAUUUGUUCACAUGGAGAACGAAGCAGAUGCAAAGGUUGCCAUCGAAAACCUUAACGGGAAGGAGGUGAAGGGGCGCAGAGUGAACGUGGAGCUCUCCACCAACGUCCAGAAGAAGGGCGUGGGCCAGGCCCUGCCGCCCGCCCUCGGCCUCGACAAGACCAAGAGGAUCGGCCUGGAAUACCGCGAGAAGUUCCAGCCCAAGAUCGAGGGCUUCGACCAGCAGCGCCGGGCGGCCGACGCCGCCUUCCCCUCGGCCGCCAGUGCCGGCUACGCGGCCGCCUCCUCCCUGUAUGAUUACCAGCAGCGCUUCGGCACCGGCGGCGCCGGCAAGUACGAGGCCUUCGAGGCGCAGGCCAGGCCUGCCUCCCCCUCCUACUUUGGGAGGGACCGCAGCCCGCUCCGGCGCUCCCCGACCCGCACCGGCUACGCGGCGGUGACGCUCCCCAUGACGGCGCAGCCGGCGACUUACCGCGCCCAGCCCUCGGCCUCGCUGGGGGCCACGUACCGCGCCCAGCCCUCAGCCUCCCUUGGCGUGGCCUAUCGCCCGCAGCCCACCACUGGCCAGGCUGCUUCCUACCGUGCCCAGCCCUCCGCCUCGCUGGGCAGUGCCUACCGCUCCCAGCCCUCCAUCUCCCUCGGCGCCUCCGGUGUGCAGCCCACCGCCAACUCGCUCGGCUCCUACGGCGCCCAGGCCCCUGCCUCCUACGGCGCGCAGCCCGCCGCCUCCCAGCUCUCUGGCUACGGUGUCCAGUCUGCCGCCAUGGUCUCCUCCUACGGGGCGCAGGCCGCCUCCGGCUACCCUGCUUCCUAUGGUGCCCAGGCCGCCGCCGCCGUUGCCUAUGGUGCCCCGGCGGCUGGCCCCACUGCUUCCUACGGUGUCCAGGCCGUGGCCACGCAUGUGGCCUCCUACAGCACCCAGCCUGCUGCUGGCUACGGCACACAGCCCAUAGACGGCCAUGCUGCUGGCUACGGCGCGCAGCCCGGUGCCACGCUCUCUGCCUCCUACGGCGUGCAGGCCGUGGCCACACACGUCACCUCCUACGGUGCCCAGGCGGUGGCUGGUCACGCCGCUGCUGCCUACCAGCCUGUGCCCGGCCACUCAGUCUCGUACGGCGCCCAGCCGGCACCCACGCUCUCGGCCCCCUAUGGUGCUCAGCCUGUUGCCGGUCACUCUGCUGCCUAUGGCACCCAGCCCGCCGCCAACCUGCCCUCCUCCUACGGCAGCCAGUCUGCCGCCACCGCGCUCUCAGCCACCUACGGUGCCCAGGCGGGCUCCUCGCUGGCAGCUUACGGCAGCCAGGCCAUCAACGCCUCCUACAAGGCGCAGGCUUCCGCCCCGCUGACGGCUGCGUACCGGGCGCAGCCCUCUGGCUCCAUGGCGGCGUCCUACCCUGCGCAGCAGCCCUCCUCCGCGUCGCUGGCGGCUGCCUACCGAGCCCAACCGGGCAGUGCCUACGACGGGCCGAGCCAGCUGGGGCAGCCCGCGGCCUCCUACCUGGGCCUGUCGCAGGCUGCCGUCGCACCGCCCUACGAGCGCACCCGCCUCUCUCCACCUCGCAGCGCCGCCUACGAUGACCCAUACAAAAAAUCCUCGGCUAUGGCUAAAAGGUACGGCUCCGAGCGCCGUCUCUCUGACCUCUCAGAUUACCGGCGCUUAGCAGACUCGCCGCUCGCGUACCGCCGCUCGCCAACAAAGUCCCCGCUGGAUUACCGCCGCCUCCCGGAAGCGCACGCCGAUUACGCCCGCUACUCGGGCACUUACGGCGAUUACCUGCCUGCCGCCCGCGUCCACUCGGGCUACCAGCGCCGCCUCUGAGCCGCUGCCCGCGGGCAGGCUGUGCGCGCCACCCCCCCGGCACGGCUCGGUUCUGGCUCUCGCCCCCCCGGGGCAGGACGGUUCUUUUUUAGCUGCUUUUUCCUUUCUCUUUUUUGGAGUCGUUUUAGAAGGAUCCAUGGUUACGGUUGGAAAGCGGGUGCUGGGUGCCGGGUGUGCGGUUCACCGUCCCCUCCCGCCGUAGCGUGGUGGCACCGUCUCUUGCGGCCCAGCCAGCUAUCAGCACCGGUUAUAACCCAGGCAGUCGUUGCCACCGAGCAGAGCCUGUGCUCUUUUAUACCACGAGUUCCCCCUUUUGGGGUUCAUUCCCCCUUUGGCAGUGUCAGUCUGCGGCAGGGCGCCGGCUCGGCGCAGCACCGAGGUUUUGUAUGACUGUAAAUAAACGUUGGGCUCUUCAGCGUUUCCCAA